This is a messenger RNA of Galendromus occidentalis (western predatory mite), 672 nucleotides long. RefSeq lists its product as uncharacterized. The record is from RefSeq and is a predicted model, not a curated record. Bases 256 to 672 code for a protein of 138 amino acids. NCBI's taxonomy places the organism in Eukaryota, Metazoa, Arthropoda, Arachnida, Mesostigmata, Phytoseiidae. The transcript is spliced from 4 exons.
UGCCUAAAGGAUAGUUCUUCAUCGUUUUCAUCGUCACCUCGUGAAAUAAAUAGUGCCAUUCCUUCGAACAUCAGCAGCAGCAACAGCAACAACAACAAGGUGGAAAAACACGUGAAAUUCGUUCCUGAAGCUAAAAAAACGGAUUCUCUGUCAAAAAAUAGCUCAUCACGCCUUUCCCGGUCAUCGGACAAGAGAUGCGAACAUCGUCGAUCCUUGAGCGUUCCGGCUUCCGUUCGGCUCCGGAGACCUCUGCACAUGAUGCAGGUGCCACCUCCACCGAUGGGACCACCUCCAAGCGCGCACACUUAUAUGAUACCUCCGCCAAUCGAGAGUCUUCUGUGCAGUUCAGCUGCACCGCUUUCCUUGCCGUACUGGCUCCAGCCUCCUGGAUGCAGGAGUACCGUAACCAAAAGUCAAAACCGGAUCUAUCAACCGGCAAAGUUGUCCAGCCCUGCUAAAUCGCAAGGAUCGACGCGACAACUCCGGCCAGUGAUCAAGACUGGUUUCAACAUCGCUACAGGAGGCGGAGGAGGUUCGCUGUCUUCGGGAUCAGGCCCUGAUUCCGGAUCGGACUCGGAAGUGUCCUCCCAGCCUAGGAACUCGCCGCCAUCUGCUCCGAAAAAGGUUGUGACGUUCAACUACUUGACGCAAGUACAACUCGUCGACAUCUAG